Messenger RNA from Pollicipes pollicipes, 2757 nucleotides. Its product is annotated as atlastin-1. The record is from RefSeq and is a predicted model, not a curated record. The transcript has 2 exons. NCBI's taxonomy places the organism in Eukaryota, Metazoa, Arthropoda, Thecostraca, Pollicipedomorpha, Pollicipedidae. Bases 99 to 1976 code for a protein of 625 amino acids. Gene Ontology annotation, molecular function: GTPase activity; GTP binding.
ACUGCGGCGGCGGCGGGGCGGUGCAGUAGGCCAGCGGAGCCCCAGCCUCCGUCGUCAACCAUCCUCGCAGCUGGGUCAGUCAGGAGAGGGACGCAGAUAUGGCGGGAGCGAAGCAUAUACUGGCCACGGGCAAGGAUGGAACAUUCUGCUUGAAUCACAAAAACCUGGAGUCCAUUCUUUUCCCCGAUGACGUCUUGGACAAGCCCGUCGUGGUGAUCUCAGUAGCUGGUGCCUUCCGAAAGGGCAAGUCGUUUCUACUGGACAUGAUGCUUCGGUAUCUUGAGGCUCCGGACAAGACCAACUGGAUCGAUGAAAAGCGAUGCCGGGGUUCGGGGUUUCCCUGGCAGGGUGGCUACAGACGUCACACGACCGGAAUUUUGAUGUGGUCGAAACCAAUCCCCGUCACUCUACCAUCGGGGGAAGAGGCUGUGGUCCUACUGAUGGACACACAAGGAACAUUCGACAACCAGUCGACUGUCCACGAAUCAGCUACCGUGUUUGCACUCAGCACGUUGCUGAGCUCUCUGCAAAUCUUCAACUUGAUGGGCAACGUGCAGAACGAUGAUCUGGAGCAUCUGCAAUUGUUCACCGAGUAUGGCCGCCUAGCCAUGGAAGACAGUGACACCAAACCCUUCCAGAAGCUACUCUUCCUGGUCCGCGACUGGCAAUUCAUCGAUGACCUUGCUCUCGGAGCUAGAGGAGGGGAUGAACUUGUGCGAGAAUGGCUCCGGAACAAAAGCGGUAAGGCAGAGCUAGAGAGGGUCCGAAAGCACAUCAGUGACUGUUUCACCGAGAUCACUGGAUUCCUUCUACCACAUCCCGGCCAGACGGUCGCGAGCAGUGCCAAAUUUGACGGGUGUGCCAACGACAUGGACCCAAAAUUCGCCGACGGACUCAAAGAGCUGAUGCCGAUGCUUCUGUCACCAGAGAGGCUGACCAUCAAGACCAUUGCUGGCAAUACCGUGAAGGCGAGAGAUCUUGUGAACUACAUGGAAAUGUACGUCAGCUUGUUCAAAAGCGGCAAGAUCCCAAAGCCAAAGAACAUCCUUCAGGUGACGGCAGAGGCUAACAACAUGGCAGCAGUUCAAGAGGCGAAGUCACAGUACAUCAAGGACAUGCAAAGUCUGCUGGGUGCCGACGGACCUUCCCUGGACGAAAAUGAGCUGUUCAAACACCACAACGAAGCAGCGCGGAAGGCUGAAAAGGCCUUCAAGAGCCACAAGAAAAUGGGGGACUGGAAAGUGUCGGAAGAGUAUCACACGAGGCUGGUGCUGGAAAUGGAAGAGUGGUUUGGGUACGUGGAGCAGGCAAACAAAAUGAAACGUGAAACAGAGAUGCUAAACGCGGAAAAACACAAUGCGGUCCUGGUGGACACCUGCAAGCAGACAUACACUCAGGAAAUGCAAGAAGUUGCCGGCGAAGAGGUAGCCCACGUUCCUUCCCAACAGCUGGAAAAUGCACACAUCGAGGCCAAGCAAAAGGCCAUGAGCCAGUAUGAUGCAGAGAAAGUUGAACUUGGCAAUGCUGCCACGGAAAGCCGCUUCAGGCUGGUUGAAGUCAUCGAUGCGGAGCUGAGACAAAUGGUGUUCCACAACAAUGUUAAGAAGGAUGCCAGUAACCAAAGAUUUGCUCGGACCAACAUGGACGCAGUACGGCAGUCGAAGGAGUGUUAUCAAUCCAUGAUGAACACUCUGACGCUCAACGAAGUCCUGUCUGACGAAAGGCUGAGGGAAGGGCAUCAGCAGGCUCUAACCGCAGCUUUAGACAUGUUCGAGACGCUCAAAGCGGGUGAUGAGGACAUGUGCGCCGGCUACUUCGAAACCUUGAAAUGCGAUUUAGACCGCGAUUUAAGCGGCUAUGUGCGUGCAAAUGUGCAUAAAACACAGAUGGCGGCCAUCAACGCGCGGGUGGUGGCGCUUCAAAACCAGGUGCUGCAAUCCCAGAGAACGAACACACGGAAAUGUAACAUACUGUAAGCAGGAUUCUCGUGCUGGAUGCUUGGAAAGCGCACAAAGAAGUGGGAGUAAAAGGCGGCCGCCUACAACCACAGAAAUUGCGUCGCAUGACGCACAGUUGACAAGAAGUUAGACCACUGUUAAAUGAUCCGCCGUUGUCGUGUUUGUCUUGAAUGCUUUGGCGCUAGUCGUAUUAGCCAAAGGCUUGGCUGACACGCACGCGUCGUCCGCUACUCUCCGUGUAUCGACAGAUGUGUGCCUUCGGACCAGGAGGUACUUGUGAGGGGUGUUUACAACAGAUAUUGUUACCCACUCGUGGCAGGGUGUGCGGGAAGUGGAUAUGCUUUUUACGUGGAUGUGUACAAUAAACAGUACGUACCGCAUACUGUAAUUAGUAUCAUCUGGACAGAAAGAGUCAGUCAGCGUGUUAAGUAUGAUUUUAGUCAGUUUGUUACCGAAUGUCUGCAGUCUGAGCAAUUCUAAAAUGCUGUUCCGUGAUUUCUGCUCAAACUGUAAAUGGCUGGUCGACGUAACUCAACAAAUACAUACAUGUUUAAAUGCAUGCGAUGCGACUUUGCAUGCAUGCGACUUUGUUAAUACCGUGAGAAAUUACAAGUUGUUGGUACCACCAGGCCCCAGAGCGCGCGAUCACCGAAUUUCAAAGGAAUUUAUGUAUACAUCAGCAAAUGCAUCAGUGCAUGGAUUGAUGCAUGCGUUUACCGGUGCCAGCCGGUGAGCAUGUCCGCCGACGCCGGACGCAUCACAGCGUCUGUAGGCUAGUACGCAACAUUCCUCUCUGCGU